Messenger RNA from Pyricularia grisea, 327 nucleotides. RefSeq lists its product as uncharacterized. The transcript has a single exon. Bases 1 to 327 code for a protein of 108 amino acids. Lineage: Eukaryota; Fungi; Ascomycota; Sordariomycetes; Magnaporthales; Pyriculariaceae. The record is from RefSeq and is a predicted model, not a curated record.
AUGCCCGUCCGCAUCCCCACAGCCCGCACCUCCGAGGUCCUCUGCUUCGGUGCCGCCGGCGUCUCCGUUUUUGCCCCUCUCUACAUGGUCCUUCCAGGCGCCGAGGAGCGCCUGGCCUCACAGACAGUCCGCUGGGCACCACGCUGGGAGCGCAAUAUCGGUUUCUUCACCCCGGCCGCUGAACGGGGCAUGCAGCGUGUCAAGCCACCUGUCGAGCGUGCCGUCAGGCGCAUUGACAACCGCCUACCCCUCGAGAGGAUGGCCAAGAACCUCGGCGGCAGGAUCGAGAGGAGCUUCGUCAGGUUCACCCCGAAGCCGAAGGAGUAA